AUGUAUGACCGCCCAGGAGACCUGUCCUCCCCCUGGGCCGUGUACCAGUGGGCAGCCAGCGCGGGCAUCAUCUCCAGCCCGAACACCAGUGAGGAUGCCCAGCCGUUUCACUGGGCAGAGGCCGUCGAGGUGGACAACACCACCCUCUCUGAGGGCCCACCAACCCCCAAUGAUGAUAAAGUUCCAGCAGCUGCCACAGGCUGGACCGAGGUGGACCCUGGCCUACAGAGCUCACAGUUCCUCACUGAGGCUGCAAUCUGGCCAUUCGAUACAGAACAAGCAGUGUAUUAUUGUGCCGUGCUGGCAGGCCCUGUGGACUUCACUUUGGGAAUUCCCUGGGCUCCUGGCCAGGACUCUUGCCUGUACCAUGAGAGGCCCCAGCGCUGGGCCUGUGCCAUUGAAGCAUCUGAACCCUGCAGUCCUAAGGCAGACAAGGAGGCAGAACAGGAAGGUGACACCUCGAGCGAAGCACUGCCUGAUGAGGAGGUGGUUGUGGAGGAGGGGGACGUGUCUGGAGAUUGUAGUGGUGUCCAACACGGAACAUCCCAGAAGACUGCCUUGAAGAAAUCUGCUAUCCCCUCCUGUGACAUCUUUGUGAGGGGGCCUCACUGGCUCAUGCUCACGGAAGCUUACUACCAGGAUAUUGAUCCCCUGUCUGCGUGGCCCAGGGUCUUUAACACACAUCAAUAUUUCUUUUCUGAUGUGCUUCUUGGAAGUUUUGUCGUGAAGAACCAUUGUCCGUCCUUUAGUGGAAGUGUAACUUCCUACCAGCUUUCGAAGUCUUCACUUCAGAAGGAGCCAUCAUGUAGCAGCCUCCACCCUCAGGGUGGUUCUAUUGAGGAACCACCCAGUCAGACAUGUGGUAGCAGAGGGUGGCUCUUAUCAUCCACCAGAAUUUUAUUUAAAGUGCUAACGAUCAUCUAUGAAGGUCCCCAGAACAGUAUGUGGUUCUAGUGGAAAAAGUCUGGAUAACUUAAUAAAUUGGCUAUGUUUCAUCAACUAUAUCGAUUAUCUAUUUUGUUGUCUAUGUUGUUUAUUGUCAAAAAUGCAUAGAUGAUUAACACAAGCACCUGGGUUUCAGGUUUUCUUCUGAAACCGGUAGGCAGGUUUGGUUUUAUGCCCUGAGACAUUCAAACAAGAAAGGCCAUGACUCUAUUGUGGCCCAGGGUCAAAAUCUGGAAACAUGAGAGUCGCCUCAUCUUGGCUCAGUCCCCUUUGCUU
Molecule: messenger RNA, 1221 nt
Organism: Ochotona curzoniae (black-lipped pika)
Lineage: Eukaryota; Metazoa; Chordata; Mammalia; Lagomorpha; Ochotonidae
Exons: 7
Coding region: 1-954 (317 amino acids)
Source: RefSeq, a predicted model, not a curated record